Messenger RNA from Fonsecaea nubica, 2097 nucleotides. RefSeq lists its product as hypothetical. Gene Ontology annotation, molecular function: acyl-CoA oxidase activity; fatty acid binding; FAD binding. The record is from RefSeq and is a predicted model, not a curated record. Gene Ontology annotation, cellular component: peroxisome. Gene Ontology annotation, biological process: lipid homeostasis; fatty acid beta-oxidation using acyl-CoA oxidase. Bases 1 to 2097 code for a protein of 698 amino acids. The transcript has a single exon. Lineage: Eukaryota; Fungi; Ascomycota; Eurotiomycetes; Chaetothyriales; Herpotrichiellaceae.
AUGCCUACAAAUCCAGAAUGGGUCAAGGCCCUCAAACCGUCUGGUCCUCAAGGUUCCGAGCUGCUCUCACAAGAGAGAGCCAAAUCCAGCCUCGAUAUCGAUCAGCUCGCCGAUUUCAUGUUUACGCGGGAGAACCUCGAGAGAAAUGAACGUAUUCUCAGGAUCCUUCAAGCCGAUCCUGUUUUCGACAAGUCACAAAACUACUUUCGAGGGAGAAUCAGCCGGAUUGAAGCGGCGUUGGCUAGAGGGAAGAGACUGCAUCAGUUGGAGGUCAAACACAAAUGGUCAAGAGAUGAAUACCAGACAGCCAAUGAUCUCAUCAGCGAGCCAACUCCUUAUGGCCUGCAUGCGAGCAUGUUCGUUGUCACUCUGCGCGAGCAAGGUACUCCCGAACAGCACAAGCUCUUCCUAGACAAGGCGGAGGCGUAUAAGAUUAUUGGCUGCUAUGCUCAGACUGAACUUGGUCACGGCUCGAAUGUCCGGGGAUUAGAGACCAUCGCUACCUGGAACUCCGACGACAAGACUUUCACAAUCAAUUCACCAUACCUCACUGCCUCAAAAUGGUGGAUUGGCUCGCUUGGAAAAGCUGCCAACUAUGCCAUAGUCAUGGCACAACUCUUCAUCGACGGCAAAUCAUACGGCCCUCAUCCUUUCGUGGUACAGGUCAGGGAUUUGGAAACUCAUCAACCGCUCCCCGGCGUCCACGUCGGUGAUAUUGGCCCAAAAUUUGGAUACAACACCAUGGAUAAUGGUUUCCUCUUGUUCAAGAACGUCAAAAUUCCACACGUCAAUAUGCUGGCUCGCUUCUCCAGUGUCGAUCCCAGCACCAACAAAUACGUGCGACCUUCAAAUCCUUCUCUCGUCUACGGUACCCUCACCUUCAUUCGAAGCACCAUCGUCCUGCAAGCGGGUUCUACCCUGGCCCGUGGCGUCACCAUUGCCACCCGUUACUGUGCCGUGCGACGACAAUUUCAAGAUCGAGAUAUCCACGAACCCGGCGAGAAUCAAGUCCUCAACUACACCAUGGUCCAGAUUCGACUGCUACCGUUGCUCGCAGCAACCUACGCCCUCCACUUCACAGGCAAGAGCAUGAUCCGAUUGUAUCAGGAAAACCAGAAACGCAUGAGCGCCGGUGAUGCUGGCAAGCUAUCCGACUCCACUCGGGGACCGGGACCAGAGGAGCUUAAUCCAGGCACCGAUCUUCUGGCCGACUUACAUUCCACAAGUUGUGCCUUGAAAGCCUACGGCUCCACCACCGCGGCGGAGGGCCUGGAAGUUUGUCGUCGCGCCUGCGGCGGUCAUGGGUACUCGUCCUUCGCUGGUAUCGGUGCAUGGUACGCGGACUAUCUUCCCACAGUGACUUGGGAGGGUGACAACUACAUGCUCACGCAGCAAGUGUCCCGAUACCUCUUGAAAUCUGCCCGGAGUGUCCUCGCUGGUAAGGCGGCAAAGAAUGACACCACACGGAUUCUGACUGAUUUCAUCCGCCGUCGCGACAUUGGCUGUGCAUUCGAUGUGAUUGGCAACGACGAAGACCUGGUCGCAGCAUUCGCAUGGCGUGUUUCCUUCUUGAGUUUUGAAGCUCUCCGUCACCGCGAUGAGGACAAGCAAUCCUGGAACUCUUUGCUUGUCGACUUCUGGCGUUUGUCGACAGCACAUGCCCAGUAUAUGAUCGUCAAGAACUUCCAUGACGCGUUGCAGGAUCAGGCUACCAAGAAACAAUUGGACGAAUACACGGUGACGUUGUUGCACAAGUUGUUCCGCCUGUAUGCUCUGCAUACACUCGAACGCGAAGCAUCAGAAUUCUACUCCUCCGCCGCCGUGACGGUUCGCCAAAUUACCCUGGCACGCACAAAGACGGUGAUGAAACUGCUCGAGGAGAUCCGCCCACAUGCUGUUCGAUUGGUUGAUGCGUGGAAGUUCUCCGACUGGCAACUCGAUUCAUCCCUCGGAAGAUACGAUGGCAAAGUGUACGAGGACAUGUUCCACCGGGCGAGUGAGUUGAAUCCGCUGAACAACGUGGUGUUUGAUCCGUACCCAGAUUCCAAGACGUUGUUCAGAAAGGACGAGAGACAGGAUUUGAGGAGCAAGCUAUGA